This is a messenger RNA of Nerophis lumbriciformis (worm pipefish), 1875 nucleotides long. The record is from RefSeq and is a predicted model, not a curated record. NCBI's taxonomy places the organism in Eukaryota, Metazoa, Chordata, Actinopteri, Syngnathiformes, Syngnathidae.
AUGUCUUUGAAACUACCUCGCAACUGGGAUUUCAGCACUUUCAAAGUUGAGACAGCUCGCAUUGUACGCUCUAAGAGUACACUACUUGGUGAAGGAAGCCCUGGUCCGACUCCGGGCUCACGACGCUCAUUCAAGUCCAUGGAGAAGCCUUUGAAGGCAGGCUGGUUGAAGAAACAGCAAAAGUCUUUAGUGAAAAACUGGCAUCAGCGCUAUCUAGUCCUGAGGGGAAGCACGCUGAGUUACCACAAAGAUGAUCGAGAAACCACUGUCCUGGGACUUAUCCAGCUUCAGUUCAGUAAGGUCAACGAACUCCCCUUGAACACAGACGAGCCUGGAAAGUACAUCUUUGAAAUUAUACCAGGUGAGAUUUCUUUAAUUACAGCAUCUACAAAUGGGGACAAAGAGCGAUGUCCUCACGUGUUCAUGGCAAGUUCCCAAACUGAAAUGGAUGAGUGGCUCCGAACUCUGCGCAGGGUCAUCGGGGUUCCGAAUGGAGUUUUUGGAAAAAGCCUAAGUGAAACAGUGAUGUAUGAGCAACGUUUUGGGCCCCAAAUGGUGCCCAUCUUGGUCCAGAAAUGUGUGGAAUAUAUCAGAGAACAUGGUCUCAACGAGGAGGGCAUCUUUCGUCUCCCUGGUCAAGACAACGCGGUCAAACAAUUCAGAGACGCCUUUGAUGCAGGGGAGAGGCCUUCCUUCCCCAGUGAUACAGAUGUCCACACAGUGGCAUCGCUGCUCAAGCUGUAUUUGCGAGAGUUGCCUGAACCUGUGGUUCCAUGGUCUCAGUACCAGGACUUUUUGGACUGCACCAACAUGUUGGACUCUGGCAAUAAAGAAGGUAGAGAAAAGUUAGAGAAACAGAUUGCCCUUCUUCCUAGAAUGAACUAUAAUCUUCUAAGUUAUGUCUGCCGAUUCUUAUUUGAGGUGCAGCUGAAUUCCAACAUCAACAAGAUGAAUGUGGAGAACCUGGCCACUGUGAUGGGGAUCAACCUGCUCAAACCACAGUUAGAAGAUCCCAUUUCAGUCAUGAAGGCUACUCCUCACAUCCAGAAGUUGAUGACAGAAAUGAUUCGACAGCAUGAGGACUUGUUUCCUGUCUGUAAUGAUGAGCCUCCCUCGCCUCUCUCCAACAAGUCGGAGAACAACAAGAACUCUCCUCGCAACUUUGUGGGGUGGGGGUCUACUGAGAUGAGUGAUACUUCAUUCUCUGAGUCCACUGAUUUGGAAAAAGAUGACAGUCCAGGUCUCAUCAGAGGAAAUUGCAGCAGUCCAGUUUUGCGGCAAGAUUCCAUGUCAUCUUCUGACAACUGGUCCGGGAGCCCUCGCAAACGCACUCAAACUCUGCCCAAUUUCAACUGCCCCCUCACGGGGAUGGCAGCAAAGGCUGGCGCCAUCACUCGCUGGAGUCGUGUCCAAGAGCUUGAGGAAGAUAAGAGUGGAACGUUGUCAGAGGACAUCUUUAAAAUCCUGGAUCUGCGCAGUUCAGGAUCUUUUUUAAAAGGUUCGUCAGCAACUAUCAAAGAGACAGAGGGAAACUAUAACAAAGCCUCCACUACUAUAAACUCCCCACAAACUGAAAGGGACUCCCAACCUGCUCUGACUGGAAGGAAUGAUGAGCCCUUGACAGGAAGUGUUUUAAGUCAGGUGGUCAACAACAGAACUGAAGAGAAAAAAGACAGCCAAAAGAGUCUAGACAGUGUUCAGCAGGAGUUGAAGGAGCUACGGGCCACUGUGGUUGAGCUUCGGUGUACUCUGGAGGCGGAGCGUCGGCGUGUGUCAGCUUUGGAAAUAUGCCUAAGAAAUGCGGAGCGUAGCCGGGAUGAAGCUCACAGACGAAAUGAAGAACUGCAACGGGACAUUCAGCAGUUCCUCACUUGA